AUGGCAACCACACCCACUGCAAUGCCGCAACGCUUGGCUCAAGACGUACGCUACCGUCGCACGCCUGCCCAAUCUACCGCACAGCCUCCUUCGGGUCACCCCAACUUCGACCUUCCGCUGGACUCUGUCGAGAACGAGCGUCACGCAGACCACGGUUUCGCUGAUUUAACUCGAAGAAAUCGGUUGCCAACUUGGGCGAGGGACGCCCCCAGCUCACGGCAUGGCGGCGGAUCUCCGCUGGACAAGUUCGAUCAUAACAUUGCUCAAGGCUCUGGGUAUGCUCGGUCGAGAAGCAACAGCGAUGAUCACCCGCUGUCGUCGUGGCGCAACAACCGCAAAGUGGGCCAACAGCACCUAUCCCGUCGUUCUCCGUCAUCCAUCCCUGGAAUUCAUAGCUUCGGAUACGAGGGUAAUGAGCCCAUGGACGAGCGUUCGUUCCACGAGCGCACUCCACGCCCGCGCUCCAGCCUGGAACCCCAUAAUGAUGGUGAUGAUGGUGGUAGUGGUGAUGGCGAUGAUAGUAAUGAUGAUGGAGCAGAAGGAUCUUGCUGCUACCAUGCGCAUUCCAUGCGCAGUUGCCUAUCGAUCACAGUCAUUCUCCUGAUCAUCGUCAUGGCGUUUGCGUUUGCUUUCGUUACUUGGCAGUCAUCAGAGACCCAGGAGAAGCCGGGAACCACUCAGUUGGAGUCGACGAACAUGCCAAGCUAUAAGGACCUUGCUGCCAAGCUCGCUACGCUUACCGACGCCUUCAACAUCCAGACUGAGCUGAACGAAGUGCCUGUCAACAUCGACAUUGCAGCUGGACGACUCACCGAACUGCAUAUGGACUAUUGCCCAGUACCUCAUCAUAUCAUUCCUGGGAUGUUCCUCAAUCGGCCAAAAGGAUCGUGGAGUAACGACAUCUCCGAAUUGGAUGCCGUGUCGUGCAACGCGGUCAAUGGUCUCGUCGUCGACAUCAGGAAAGCAAAGCACGAAACAAAUGACAUCCAAGCCGAGCUCGGCGCUGGCGUGGUCUUGGAUGUUAGCCUGAUCGAGAGCUUGCGUCAGAAGUUCCAGCCUUCGCUGCCGCUCUUCUCUUCUUCACCAGACAGCAUUGAUCCUGAUACCGGCUUGCUCGUCAACGUCCCGCCCAGCCAACAGCAGCUUGAGCUGAUCACGCAAGUCUCGGACAUCGUUACGGCAACGUUCGCCCGCCGACGCUCGGCUUGGGAAACGAUGCGCUUCGAAGCACGACGUGGCGAGGCUCUACUGACCCAGCUCAGCCACCACGCUGCUAUCGCCCAACGUCAAGUCCAAACCCAGUCCAAGCGACUCGACGCCUUCUGCGGUGGGUCGUACCGUCGUGGUACGGGCGGGGAAAGAAUCAAGAACGGCAUUGCCUCCAUUACCCUGUCACUCCUGUUCAGCGACACAAAAGCGAAGCUCCACUACUGUGGACAGACGAGGAAGCACUCACGUGCUAUGUCGUUCGCGAUCGGCCACACCGUCCAAGAGAUUGAGAUUCAGAGAGCAGUUUUUCAAAUGUCUUCCGACUUCUUCUGGGAAAUGGAAACGUUCUGGCAGACGUUGAAGACUGAUGCCGGAGAGGUCGAGAAGCGGGCGUUGAGGGAGAGGGUCCGUGGUGGUGGAGGACAAGACGCUAGUAUCGAGCUGGCGAGUUAUGUUGAACAUGAUCUCAGCAGAGCUUUCGCUCAGGCACGGAGGACGGAGCAAAUCAUGAGGCAAAAGAGGGAUAAGAUGGAAGCGUUGAAGGCGGGAAAGACGGGGCAUGUGCCGUUUGCUCAGAUUGAUCGGAGGGAGUUAUAG
Messenger RNA from Lecanosticta acicola, 1806 nucleotides. Lineage: Eukaryota; Fungi; Ascomycota; Dothideomycetes; Mycosphaerellales; Mycosphaerellaceae. The record is from the annotation of a GenBank genome assembly.